This is a messenger RNA of Lentinula edodes (shiitake mushroom), 1026 nucleotides long. RefSeq lists its product as uncharacterized. The transcript is spliced from 4 exons. The record is from RefSeq and is a predicted model, not a curated record. The coding region runs from base 1 to 1026 and encodes 341 amino acids. Lineage: Eukaryota; Fungi; Basidiomycota; Agaricomycetes; Agaricales; Omphalotaceae.
AUGGAAAAGAUGAUGAAACCUAUAAAAGCCUUAUUGCGAGGUCCAGCAUUUCCAUUCGAAAUUCGCUUUUCCUCCCUCUUGAAAAUGGGCCCACAGCGCGCGACUCGACGAUCAGCAGCUACCCGUCAUCAUCCUCAUAGGAUUCCGGAAGUGUCUCGCCGACAUCCCAUGCUUACUCGUAGUAUGGGUCAAGUACAUCCUGCGCCUGCGUUUACUCGUAUGAAUGGAAGUUCCUCUAAUCCAGAAGCUUCUACCUCCGCACUGGACACCGAUAGCAAUCCCCUUCACUGUAGCUCUUCGCAAGGGGUCUCUGGCCCUCCUUUCUUGCAAAAUCUGAUUGCUGCGCCUUUGUAUAGUCAUGUCACUCAGAGCCACUCCCUCCACGAGGCUUCUAGUUCCUCUCUCAUCGCGAACGCCAAUUUCCCUCCCCCCCUCCCAGACUCCUCUUCACUAGAGGCAUCUAGCUCCUCUCCUGUCUCGAAUGAAAAUCCCCCGCUGCUCCAAGAUUCCUCCUCACUCGAGGCUCUCAACCCUCCUUCCACCGUUGAUAUCACCAGCAGCGAUCUUUCUUCUGAAGCUCGAACUUCCACGGGCGAACUUCCGUCAAAGCCCGGUAUUCCCGUAGAGCUUUUGACGCACUUUGAUCAGAGAUUCAUCAGGGAUCUGGAGUUGUUCGACACGCGCGCCCAGCGUCUCUUCAACGAGCAGAAAAACUCAUUGGAAUUUGCCCAGAAGUGCAUCGAAAUAUUGACACAGCAAUGUAUCGUGAGACCUGAGGAAGAUCGCCGAUUUGAGACGCGGUUUGCGAAAGAUGGAGCACUGUUGUCCCUUUUGCCAAGAACUUGCAUGGAAUCCUCAUGUCGUGUGGACACACCGCUUGCUCAAACUGUAUCAGUAACAGACGACAACAAUCUGUUGUCACUGGCAGGAUAUUUUAUUGCCCAGUUUGCUGUCGAAAGAAUUGCCACAAACUCAGACAUUUCACCACCUCCCUCGCAUUCCCUUGCUUGGCCAGAGCGUCAAUAA